AUGGAGCUGGGGGCGGGAGCUGGGAGCUGAACUCUGCUCUGUGCCGGUUGGGAAAGAGCAUUCCCGCUGUUCCAGAGGGCGGGAAGGGCAGUUAGGGAUGUGUCAGCCGGGUGGAUAAGAGAUAACAAGGAGCACUUUCCCUUGUCAGCCCUGUGGGAACGAGAGCCGGCGCGGGGGCAAAUUCCACCUGGGAUUUGCGGCUCCUCCAGCCCAAAUCCCGGGCAGAUGUUUCCCGCUGGGCUCUGGCUCCUCUAGGAUGUUGGAGAACCGAGAGGAAGAACUGACCACGGUGCGAGUGCAGGACCCCCGAGUGCAGAACGAAGGCUCCUGGAAUUCCUAUGUGGAUUACAAGAUCUUCCUCCACACCAACAGCAAGGCCUUCACUGCCAAGACCUCAUGUGUGCGGCGCCGGUACCGUGAGUUCGUGUGGCUGAGGAGGCAGCUCCAGAAGAAUGCUGGCCUGGUGCCUGUCCCAGAGCUGCCUGGAAAAUCCACCUUCUUCGUGGGCAGCACGGACGAGUUCAUCGAGAAGCGGAGACAGGGACUGCAGCAGUUCCUGGAGAAGGUGGUGCAGAACGUGGUGCUGCUCUCGGACAGCCGCCUGCACCUCUUCCUGCAGAGCCAGCUCUCCGUGCCCGCCAUCGAGGCCUGCGUGCAGGGCCAGGGCACCCAGACAGUGACAGAGGCCAUCCUGCACUAUGCCAUGUCCAACUGUGGCUGGGUGCAGGAGGAGGAGGGUCGGCCCUCAACGCUGCCCGGGCGGGACCCGAGAGCCAGCUGUGCCGGGCUGGGAAGCCCCCAGGGCUGCCUGGAGAGCAUCCCGGACUGGAGCGACUUCGGCGUGGACGACGCGCACUCGGAGAGCCCGGAGGAGCCCCCGGGAUCGGGGCAGGACCCGCAGUGACAGCCCUGGGGACACCCCCUGCCUUCCCAGGACCUGUUCCCUCGCUGGGAGAGGGGGCACUGUGGGAGCAGGGGGGUGACUGGGCUGCCCUGGGAACACGGCUCAUCCCGGGCUCUCUCCCUGCUGAUCCCGGCUGUCCCGGUGUCCCAGGCAGGGUUUGCAUCCCGGAGAAGGGAUCUGCUGGGGGGUGGAACCUGUGUUUGUUGUUCCCACGGCCUUUGCCCUCUGGCUGGAGCAGCAGCAGGGCUCAGUGGGGUGGCAGUGCCACCUCCCUGCUCCUGGCACAUCCCAGGGCAGGGUGGGAUCCGCUGCCCGAUGGGAAAAGGGCUUUCCUUGGUGGAUCCAGGGCCAGCCACUCUCUCCAGUUUAGUCCCCCUCCCUCUGCAGCUCCUGGGGAGGGGAGAGGGGGCUCAGCUGCACCAACCCAGAGCCCACACCCGGGCUGCAGAUCCCACCCCCACCCCCGGGGCCUCCUGGCACAGCUUUCCCUCCCUGCGGGUUGGUUUCUGCAGCUGGAAAAACGGGAGCUGAGCUUUCCCCCGGGCAGGGAAUGAGUCGGGGGGGGGAGCAGUUUGUCACCCCUGCCCUGGGAGGGGGUGUCCCUUCCAAGUGGGCUUGGAUUUGCUGGGAUAAGAAGGAGCUGCUCCUGCUGCCCCUCCCCGUGUGGUCCUGCCCCGUCUCCUCCCCGGCCCAGCCCCGGGUCAGGCAGGGCUGGGACGUGCUCGGACUCCAAAUAAAACCGAAGCAGGAGAA
Messenger RNA from Lepidothrix coronata (blue-crowned manakin), 1657 nucleotides. RefSeq names its product sorting nexin 11 (gene SNX11). Lineage: Eukaryota; Metazoa; Chordata; Aves; Passeriformes; Pipridae. Bases 257 to 904 code for a protein of 215 amino acids. Gene Ontology annotation, molecular function: phosphatidylinositol binding. The record is from RefSeq and is a predicted model, not a curated record. The transcript is spliced from 7 exons. Gene Ontology annotation, biological process: intracellular protein transport.